Molecule: messenger RNA, 942 nt
Organism: Phodopus roborovskii (desert hamster)
Lineage: Eukaryota; Metazoa; Chordata; Mammalia; Rodentia; Cricetidae
Product: olfactory receptor 1002-like
Biological process (GO): G protein-coupled receptor signaling pathway; sensory perception of smell
Cellular component (GO): membrane
Molecular function (GO): olfactory receptor activity; G protein-coupled receptor activity; odorant binding
Source: RefSeq, a predicted model, not a curated record
AUGCCAGCAGCCACCCAAGGAACAACAUACCAAAAUCAAACUGUAGUGACUGAGUUCUCCUUCAUGGGAUUAACCAACUCCUUCAAGCUCCAAAUUGUCCUCUUCCAUAUUUCUCUCCUAACUCUUCUGGAGAACCUGGGAAUGAUUAUUGUCAUCCAUCUGGAUCCUCAACUCCACAUCCCCAUAUACUUUUUGCUUAGCCAUUUGUCCUUUGUGGAUGCCUGCUCCUCUUUGGUCAUUAGUCCUAAGAUGUUGUCUGACAUCUUUGUGGAGAAAAAAGUGAUUUCCUUCUUAGGUUAUGCUGUCCAGCUUUGUUUAUUCAGCCAGUUUGUGGUUACAGAAUGUUUCCUCCUGGCCUCUAUGGCGUAUGACAGGUAUGUUGUCAUCUGUAAGCCUUUGUUGUACACACUCAUUAUGUCACAGCGUGUUUGUGUGAAGCUAAUGAUAGCACCUUAUGGCAAUGGCCUUAUAAGCACCAUGGUCCAUAUCACUUUUGCCUUUAUCCUGCCCUACUGUGGUCCAAAUCUCAUCAAUCACUUUUUCUGUGACCUUCUUCCUGUUUUCUCACUGGUAUGUGCAGAUACUCAGGUGAAUAUACUUUUGCUUUUCAUCUUGGCUGGGAUCCUGGGUGUAUUCUUGGUAUCCUACAUUUACAUUGUCAUCACUAUCCUGAAAAUCCAUUCUGCCAAUGAGGCCUUCUCCACCUGCUCCUCACACCUGACGGCUGUCUCCAUCCUUUAUAGGACUCUCUUCUUUAUCUAUGUACAUCCAAGCACCAGCUUCUCUCUGGAUAACAAUAAAGUUGUGUCACUAUUUUACACCACUGUGAUCCCUAUUUUGAACCCAUUCAUCUACAACCUGAGAAAUGAAGAAGUCAAAGAUGCAUUCAUCAGGACAUUUGAAAAGCAAUUUUGCUACAAAUUGCAAGAUAAAAUAUUAUAG